Stylonychia lemnae is the source of this 687-nucleotide messenger RNA. NCBI's taxonomy places the organism in Eukaryota, Ciliophora, Spirotrichea, Sporadotrichida, Oxytrichidae. The record is from the annotation of a GenBank genome assembly.
AUGAAAAACAACAACUUUGGAACUGAUGGAAAUGAGCUUGAUGGCAAUAUCAAGAUGGGAGAUAAUGAAGAAUACGAUCAGCCCUUAGCUAAGUAAACUAAAUAGCCGACUACUCAACCACCACCACCAUAAUAAAGAAGACCUUUAGUUCCACCAGAAUUCAGAGGACUAAAUACUUUAGAUGAACCAGUUUGCCAGACAAUAAAAAGAGAUCUCGCAAAGAUUUGGUAUAAAUUAAGAGUCGUCAUUAAUCCAAUUACACCAUUCUUAUCAGAUGAUAAGAGAAAAGAGAUUAGAAAUUGUAUAAUAUUACAUACAUUGAGUUCAGCAACAAAUGCAGAUGAUAAGACUUUACUCUUUGAAAUUGUUUUUAUCAUUGUUUGGGUUGGAGCAGGUGUAAUCUCAGUUAAUGGUCAACUUCUUGGUGGGAAAAUUUCUUUCUUCUAAAGUGUGUGUCUUCUAGGAUAUUGCUUAUUCCCCUUAAAUAUUGCAGCUCUAAUAAAUCUAGGAAUCGGAUCAUCAAUUCACAUUUUAAUAAAACUUGCUUACGUAGGACUUGCAUUCAUUUGGUCCACUUAUUCCUCUGUUCACUUCAUAAAAGAAAUGGUUCCACCUGACAGAAAAGCUCUCGCUAUGUACCCUGUAUUCCUAUUCUACUUGUUCUUGUCAUGGUUCAUCAUUCUAUGA